CCAAUCAGAACCGCGCCCAGCGGCCCUCUCCUCCCGCCCAGUGUUUUAGUGCUGCAGACCAGGCGCCAUCUUGUCUCGGAGAAAUAAACUGCCGCCGUUGUGUUGAAGGCGACCUAAGAGGGCAAGAUGCUGUAUCUGGAGGAUUACCUGGAGAUGAUCGAGCAGCUUCCCAUGGAUCUGCGCGACAGGUUUACGGAAAUGCGUGAGAUGGACCUGCAGGUGCAGAAUGCCAUGGACCAGUUAGAGCAACGGGUCGGAGAGUUUUUCUCUAAUGCCAAGAAAAACAAGCCUGAAUGGAGGGAAGAACAAAUGACUGCUAUUAAAAAAGAUUAUUUUAAAGCCUUGGAAGAUGCAGAUGAAAAAGUACAGCUAGCAAAUCAAAUUUAUGAUCUGGUAGACCGACAUUUGAGAAAACUUGACCAAGAACUGGCGAAAUUUAAGAUGGAACUGGAGGCUGAUAAUGCUGGCAUUACUGAAAUAUUGGAAAGAAGGUCUUUAGAACUAGACACACCAACUCAGCCUGUGAAUAACCACCAUGCUCAUUCUCAUUCCACCGGAGAGAAAAGGAAGCACAAUCCAUCAUCCCAUCAUUCUACUACAGACCAUGUACCAGAGAAAAAAUUCAAGUCUGAGGCGUUGUUAUCAACACUUACGUCUGAUGCGUCUAAAGAAAAUACUCCAGGGUGUAGAAAUACCAUGUCCUCCACUACUACUAACGUUUACAACGUGAAUUCCUCCCAGCCACUAGCAUCAUAUAACUUGAGCUCUCUUUCAAGCGGAGCUGCUGCAGGAGCUGGAGCUGGGGCCAUUACCAUGGCAGCUGCUCAAGCGGUUCAAGCAACAGCACAGAUGAAAGAAGGAAGACGAACGUCCAGUAUGAAAGCCAGCUAUGAGGCAUUUAAAAAUAACGACUUCCAACUUGGGAGAGAGUUCUUGUCUAGAGACUCGACGAGUUAUUCAUCUUCAGCCUUGGCUUCUACACUAACACAGACCUUGACGUCUUCAGCAACCACAGACUCAAGAAGUGGCCGAAAAAACAAGAGCAAUAAUAAAUCUGCAAAUCAACAAUCUUCAUCGUCUUCAUCUUCUUCCUCAUUGUCCUCUUGCUCGUCGUCAUCUGCUCUAGCGCAUGAGCUGUCUCAUCAACAGACAGCAGCUGUUCCAGAGACGGACUCUAAUAGCCAAGUUGACUGGACAUAUGAUCCCAAUGAGCCCCGCUAUUGUAUCUGUAAUCAGGUAUCUUAUGGUGAAAUGGUAGGAUGUGAUAAUCAAGAUUGCCCUAUUGAAUGGUUCCAUUACGGAUGUGUAGGAUUAUCAGAAGCUCCCAAAGGAAAGUGGUAUUGCCCACAGUGCACAGCUGCCAUGAAAAGACGAGGAAGCAGACAUAAAUAAAAUGAAAAAAAGACUUCCUUAAACAUCUAAAACAUUUUUUUUUUUAUUAAACUGAAACCUGCACAUCAUUUCAUGUUCACAGCAGUUCAUUUGGUAAUUGGAUUGGACAGUCGCUGGAGUAUUCAAAAGAAUACUAUCUCGGUAUAUCGUCAUCUCAUAUGUCAAUAUAUGGCAUUUUGAAGUCAUAUUUCUGUCCUUCUGGGAUUUCAAUGCUGAGGGUUAUCUGUAACUUCUGUGCAUAUUUUACAGAGGUAAUUCUAUGAAAACGCUAUAUGAAACAAAGGCUAUAAUGGAACAUGGUAUAAAAAUGUCACAGGAUCUACUAUUAAAUAAGAGUAUGCAGUAAUUUUUAAGCUCCUUUUUAUAUAUAUCUAUUUUGUUUUCUUCAGAAACAUGUCUCAGCUGGCUGAAGAAACUUAUCAGUGUUGUUGGGCUGGCAUCCAUUAACUGUACAUAACCUAUUUAAUCUGUUAUGUGAGAGAGACAAUUUUGUUAAUGUUACUACACAAAUACUGGUGGCAACAUCAGUGUGAUUUCCUUUUUUACCAAAUGAUUUUUUUGUGUUUUCAAUGUAGUAGUGACAAGCAAGUAAAAUACAACUUAUUUGACGUUUUUGUUAUGAAUUAACUCUUAGGAAGUAUGAUAUUGUGACCAUUUGUUAAACUUUGACUGGUAGGAUGUUUCAUGAUAAGAUGUCCUGGCAUUGUGAAUGAUUAAAGAGUU
Nanorana parkeri is the source of this 2115-nucleotide messenger RNA. It is a transcript of the gene ING3, whose product is annotated as inhibitor of growth family member 3. NCBI's taxonomy places the organism in Eukaryota, Metazoa, Chordata, Amphibia, Anura, Dicroglossidae. Gene Ontology annotation, biological process: regulation of DNA-templated transcription. Bases 127 to 1392 code for a protein of 421 amino acids. The transcript has 12 exons. Gene Ontology annotation, cellular component: NuA4 histone acetyltransferase complex. The record is from RefSeq and is a predicted model, not a curated record.